Ipomoea nil (Japanese morning glory) is the source of this 2168-nucleotide messenger RNA. RefSeq lists its product as uncharacterized. The transcript has 9 exons. The coding region runs from base 51 to 1805 and encodes 584 amino acids. Gene Ontology annotation, biological process: protein transport. Lineage: Eukaryota; Viridiplantae; Streptophyta; Magnoliopsida; Solanales; Convolvulaceae. The record is from RefSeq and is a predicted model, not a curated record.
CAAACGCGACUGAUUUUCUUCUCCCUCGAGUUAUCCAAAUCCAGAUUCCAAUGGCCGCAGCGUCGCCUGAGAAAAUCCAAGCUCGUCACUCCAUCAACCACCUCUCCUACUUCUUUCAAUCCACCGCCUCGAAUCUACACUCUCUCAUCAACGCCAAUACGCCGUCGUCUUUUCCGUCUCAUACCGCCCCUCCUCCCCGGCCGGUCACCCCUCUUCUCUUCUCGGAGUCCACGCCGCACCCGCCCCCGUUAUUGCACUCUUCCCCUUUCGAAUCGCCUGACUCCAACUCCUCGUGUCCAACUCCGUCGUCCGCAAUCAAUGGCAUGUCUUCUAGGUCCGAUUCUGGAUUCCCCGGCCCGGUUAGAAUUUCCGGUCUAAAUCCCGGCGGAAAAGGCGGGCCGGCUUUUGUCGGCCAGGUUUUCAGUAUGUGCGACCUUUCAGGCACCGGUCUUAUGGCUGUCUCCACGCACUUCGACAUUCCCUUUCUGUCUAAAAGGACACCAGAGUGGCUCAAGAAGACAUUUGCAGCAGUUACAAAGAGUGAAAGAAAUGGCCCUGUGUUCCGUUUUUUUAUGGAUCUGGGUGAUGCAGUAUCUUAUGUCAAACGGCUGAAUAUUCCAAGUGGUGUGGUUGGUGCAUGCCGCCUUGAUUUAGCAUACGAGCACUUUAAGAAAAAACCCCAGUUAUUCCAAUUUGUUCCAAAUGAAAAGCAGGUCAAGGAAGCCAAUAAACUUCUCAACACAAUGCCACAGAAUGGUAGAAGGAAGCGUGUGGAUGGUGUUCCUGUUUUUAGUGCUCGAAACCUGGAUAUCGCAAUAGCUACAAAAGAUGGUGUUAAAUGGUAUACUCCUUACUUCUUUGACAAGAGCAUGCUAGACAACAUCCUCGAAGAUUCAGUUGAUCAGCAUUUCCAUUCAUUGAUUCGUACAAGACACUUUCAACGCCGGCGGGGUGUUAUGGAUGACAAUAUUGGCAAUAUUGCUUCUGAUUUAGUUGAAGAGAUGGAUAAUAGCAUAUGGGAACCUCCAGAGGAACAAAAGUUGGAUAACAUAUGGGAGCCUCCAGAGGAACAAAAGUUAGAUAGCACAUGGCAGUCUCCAGAGGAACAAAAGUCAGAUAGCAUAUGGGAUCCUCCAGAGCUUCAGGAGGCAAUGAAUGAAAUCUUCCCAGAUUUUCCUUUGAUGAGUGCCAUUUCAAAGGUUGCUGAAAUUAAGCUCCUAGAUGCUGUUGAUGAAGUUGUUCUGGGGAAUAGAUGGCUCCGGAAAGCAAUUGGAGUUCAACCAAAAUUUCCUUACAUGGUUGACUCUUUUGAAAGAAGGAGUGCAGCUUCUCUCCAGAGAGCAUGCAAGUCAUCCAGUAUUGAUGCCAUAUCCGAGUCAGAUAAACAAUUAAAUUGCAUAGGUUCUUCAGCAAACAAAAUGGAUUCUGUACCAGAUAAGCGAAGGCUGGAUCUCCAUUACCCUUUUAGUGAUUGGUUGUCUCUUCCCUGGCUAAACCAACAGCAGAGGCAAAAUAAUAUUGCAGACAAAAAGGAAGUGAAAGGAAAUGAUCCAUAUCCAUCUGCUUUUCUUCCAAAGAUUACAAUGGUUGGAGUGUCAAUGGGGGUGCCUGGCCAGAUGAACAAAUCCACACUGAAGAAGACUAUGGAAGAUCUGACAAAAGAGUUGGAGCACAACGAUCAAAGAAAUCUUGCAGGAAACAACAAUGAAACUUUGGUCUGUGAAGAGAGGGAUCCCCUUUUUAUAGCCAAUAUUGGCGACCAUUUGAAGGCUGUUCAAAGGAAAUUUUUUGCAUCACAGUUUUGAUUCAGGUUCAAUAAAUCACCUACCCAGUAAUACAAGAGGUAAAGUUUUAGGAAUGCAAAUAUCUGUUCCUUGAGGGGAUAACUUCAUUAUCUGCUACCAUUAUUACAUUGUUACAGCUAGUGGUGCAGAUGGAUGAUGGAGAUCAUGUAAUGAUAUGAUGGUGGAGAUGUUAGUUGAGGUAUUUUCCCCCAAGGCCAUGUAACUUUAACUGAAUAUUAUUGUUACAAAGGCUCAGUUUUUGUAACUUGGAAACAAGGUAGCUGAUAUGCCUUGACACACCAUCAUCAUUUUCAUGUCAUAUUUCCUUGUAAUAUAAAUUAGGCUUUAUAAUCUUAUUAAUAAGGAUGCAUUUGGUUCAGGUAA